UGCACUGCUCUGGGGCCUCUACUGCGCAUGCUGCAGGUACAACAUUGCUCCUCCAUCUUAUGCUUCCUGCAAAUGCAGAGAACUGGACACAUCCUAAUAUAAAUAAAAUACAAGGAGAGGUUUUACUGGAUUAUUAUUUCUGCUCAUUGCUCUGGUUAAGAGAAAUCAUAUAAUACUGAUGAUCAGCACAGGAUACACCAUGCUGGGUUACCGACUGCCUAGAGCUCUCUGAUUCUCCUUUCUCGGACAUUUCCUUUAUCUCUACGCUUGAAUGGACUUUAAUGUUCUGCAGUUGUAAAAUGGAUGUUUACUUGGCUGAGCAUCGUGUUUAAGGGGAAGCUGAAUCGAGUGAGGAAAUAUCUGGGUCUGUGGUCCUAACAUUCAUGUUUAGAGAUGAAGUUCGUUUUAGGGAUUCUACUGUUUCUCUUCUUUUCCAUAUGGAUGGAGGAAGUUCACUGCAAGGAGAAAUCAUCAAAGAAAGGCAAAGCAAAGAAGAAUCAGUAUCUAUGCCCAUCCCAACAAUCUGCAGAGGAUCUUGCAAGAGUUCCUGUUAACUCCACCAGCAACAUUUUGAAUAGGCUUUUGGUUAGUUACGAUCAAAGGAUACGACCAAAUUUCAAAGGUAUUCCAGUUGAUGUCAUGGUGAAUAUUUUUAUUAACAGUUUUGGAUCUAUACAAGAAACAACCAUGGAUUACCGAGUUAAUAUAUUUCUAAGACAAAGAUGGAAUGACCCACGUCUUAAACUACCAACUGAUUUCCGUGGAUCUGAUGCACUUACAGUGGAUCCAACUAUGUUUAAAUGUCUAUGGAAACCUGAUUUAUUUUUUGCAAAUGAAAAGAUGGCAAAUUUUCACGAUGUUACCCAAGAAAAUAUACUUCUAUUUAUAUUUCGUGAUGGAGAUGUCCUUCUUAGCAUGCGAUUAUCCAUUACUUUGUCUUGCCCUCUGGAUUUGACAUUGUUUCCGAUGGAUACACAGCGUUGCAAGAUGCAGUUAGAAAGUUUUGGAUAUACUACCGAUGAUUUACGGUUCAUUUGGCAGUCAGGAGAUCCUGUUCAAAUGGAAAAGAUUGCAUUGCCUCAGUUUGACAUUAAGACAGAAGACAUUGAAUAUGGUAACUGUACAAAAUAUUACAAAGGCACUGGGUAUUACACAUGUGUGGAAGUCAUAUUCACCCUGAGGAGGCAAGUAGGAUUUUAUAUGAUGGGUGUUUAUGCCCCUACAUUGCUCAUUGUUGUCCUUUCCUGGCUGUCCUUUUGGAUCAACCCUGAUGCAAGUGCUGCUAGAGUACCGCUAGGUAUAUUUUCGGUUCUUAACUUGGCAUCUGAGUGUACCACCCUUGCCCAGGAACUCCCAAAAGUAUCAUAUGUGAAGGCCAUAGAUGUCUGGCUUAUAACCUGCCUCCUCUUUGGUUUUGCUUCACUUGUUGAAUAUGCUGUUGUUCAGGUUCUUCUAAACAGUCCAAAGAGAAUUGAAGCUGAAAAAGCCAAAAUAGCCAAAACCGAGCAAGCAGACGGAAAGGGACCCAAUGCUGCAAAGAAAAAUACAGUCAAUGGGACAGGGACACCGGUCCACAUCAGCACUUUACAAGUUGCAGAAAACCGGUGCAAGAAAGUGUGUACUUCCAAGUCUGACUUGAGGUCCAAUGACUUCAGUAUUGUUGGAAGCUUACCAAGAGACUUUGAGUUGUCCAAUUAUGACUGUUAUGGAAAACCAAUUGAGGUCAACAAUGGUCUUGGAAAAUCUCAAGCAAAGAACAACAAAAAACCACCUCCUGCGAAACCAGUGAUUCCAUCAGAAGCAAAACGAAUUGAUCUUUACUCAAGAGCAUUAUUUCCAUUUUGCUUCUUGUUCUUUAAUGUUAUUUAUUGGCUAGUAUAUUUAUGAUAACACUGUCUCUCUGAAUAUAAAAUAAGCUUUCUCAUCACAUUGUCUAAAUCUGACUUGUGAUCUUGUCUACAUUUGCAAAGCAAUAUCUUACAUUGUAGAUGACAUGUAAUUGUAAUGGAAAUAUGGCUUUUUUUUAAAAAAAAUGGAAGCAUGACACUGCAAUGUCUGUGCUUAAAAUCAAUGUAUAUAAACAUAAAGUAUAAUUCCCUUUAUGCUAUAAAUAAUCUAAAAUCCCCAAACUUUACAGUUUUAAUAUGGAAAGUUAUGAAAUGCUUCCAUAAUGAGACUCAUGCACGUUGAGUAUCAUUAAAAAUGAUAGUACUAUAUAUGUAGUAUUUAAAUGUAAUAUUUAUUUUUAGAUGAAAAUGCAUUGUAUACAUUUGGAUAUCAUUCUGUCCAAAUAGGAUGUACAGUUCUUCAUAAUAUAUAGACUGACUUCGUUAUAAAAAAAUUAGAUUAAAAGGCUCUUGUCUGUGUAAGAUAAUAACCAGAGACUAUUUUUUUGUAAAUUUAACUAAGAAAUUGCUCUGUAUUCUUGACAUUAGCUCAAGUUAAUGUGUAAAAAUUAUGCUGAUUAAAAACUGUAAACUAA
Molecule: messenger RNA, 2482 nt
Organism: Bombina bombina (fire-bellied toad)
Lineage: Eukaryota; Metazoa; Chordata; Amphibia; Anura; Bombinatoridae
Gene: GLRB
Product: glycine receptor beta
Exons: 10
Coding region: 394-1887 (497 amino acids)
Biological process (GO): regulation of membrane potential; chemical synaptic transmission; signal transduction
Cellular component (GO): synapse; postsynaptic membrane; neuron projection
Molecular function (GO): extracellularly glycine-gated chloride channel activity; transmembrane signaling receptor activity; neurotransmitter receptor activity
Source: RefSeq, a predicted model, not a curated record